AUUACUUUAGUUCUGCAGGAAUUGAAUGGAACAGUGGUUAACAUUCCUAAAAACUUUUCACAAAUUAAAAAAACAAUUGGGUCUCUGUAAUCUUUCCUCAUGACAAAAAGUACAAGAUGGGGCGGCCAACCGUGAACCAACAUUACUAAAAAUCUAAGCUAUAGAGAAACUCCAACUUUCUUACCAAAAAGAACCCCUCUUUUUCAAAGCUUACACACUUAGGCCACAGGGAUCAUCUUUUCUUCUUUGUCUUAUUUCUUUCACUCAUAUAUAAGCCCAAUUCUACAAGCAAUUCCUUGUAUUAGAGAUCAUGAUAUAUCAACCAACAUAAACAAGAUCACGAAGAUGGGUUCCGGCGAGCAAAUUGCUUAUGAUUUUAUCCUUGCUCUUCUUUCAAUUUUUCUCAUCAUUCUUGGUUUGGUUCUUUAUUUCUUCUUCCGAAAGAAACCUGUUGAAUCUGAAGAAAGUCUUUCAGUCAAGGUUUCUGCUCCCACAUAUCCGUUGACAGAUAUAGACGCUGCCACUGAUGGCUUUAACCAUCGAAGAGUUAUCGGUAAAGGUCGUUUAGGUACAGUAUACGCAGCCGUACUGCCAAGAGAAGAGCUAGUUGCAGUUAAAAGAAUUCACCCAUCUCUUGUUUUGAGCAAUGCUGGUUUUGGGUUCUCUUCAAUACUCAAAACGCUAUCUUUAGCCCAACACCCAAAUAUAGUGCCUAUAAUGGGAUUUUCCCAGGCUCCUGGUGAGAGAAUUAUUGUUAUGGAAUUUGUUGGCAUGGCCAGUUUGGAUUUUUAUUUGCAUGAAAAUUCUGAUGGGGGUUCCCUAUUGGAUUGGAGCCGGCGACUGAGGGUUGCUGCUGGAUCAGCUAGAGGGCUUGAGUACUUGCAUGAAGGGAUGGCACCAAAUGUUAUACACGGGUAUUUCAAGGCCUCAAAUAUUCUUCUAGAUGUGAAGUUUUCUGCUAGGGUUAGUGAUUAUGGGCUAUCCUUUUUAGCACCUAAAGAAAAAAGAGGAGUUGCAGGGCAUGUGGAUGAAGAAUACUGGAGUGAGAUAGGGGGUGGCCCUUGCAAAGAAAGUGAUGUUUAUGGGUUUGGUGUGGUUUUGUUAGAGCUUUUGACUGGAAGGAGAAAUGAGGAAGGAUUACUUGUGAAGUGGGCAUUGCCUUUGAUUAAAGAACUCAAGUUUAGUGAGGUUUUAGACCCUAGACUUGCAUUACCUUCUGAUAUGAAGCCAAUUAUUAGAUUGGCCAAGGUUGCUUCAGCUUGUGUUAGCAAUUCUAGGAAGAGCAGGCCUACAAUUGUUCAAGUUGCAGCAAUUCUAAACAGUUUGGAGGCUGAGGUACGUGCAUGAUUCGAUCCAUUAUAAGAGAUCCAAGCAAUUUAAUUGCCAGCAAUUUUGAGCAAUCUAAUUAGGUGGGUCUAAAAUGGAUUAAAAUUGCUGGAGGAAGAUGAUAUGCCAAGAAAAUUGAGAUUUGGGGGAUUUCUUUUGACUUUAAUAUUCAAGUGGGACUGGCAAAAUUAAAAGGGGAAAAUGUUGAAUGGGACAGGAGGGGCCGGUGACUUGUCGUUUGGGCUGUGAAAUUUUAUCUUUGUUUGCGUGUAGAAUAGGGAUCUUUAUAGGGAGUGAAAUGAAAAUGACCCAUUUUCUUUUCUCCGUUUUUAAUCAAAUAUAUUCUCUGUAGUACUUUCUUGGGCUUUUCAUUAGUUCAUCAUUAUUGGACUAAUUAAUUGCCUUUUUGUAAAUCUUUUCGAGCAUAUAAUUGUGAUUAGAUGAGAAAGAAAUUAUUAUAUCAUCAA
Molecule: messenger RNA, 1793 nt
Organism: Hevea brasiliensis (rubber tree)
Lineage: Eukaryota; Viridiplantae; Streptophyta; Magnoliopsida; Malpighiales; Euphorbiaceae
Product: protein STRUBBELIG-RECEPTOR FAMILY 8
Exons: 1
Coding region: 346-1347 (333 amino acids)
Biological process (GO): protein phosphorylation
Cellular component (GO): plasma membrane
Molecular function (GO): ATP binding; protein kinase activity
Source: RefSeq, a predicted model, not a curated record